UUAUUGUUUUUAGUAUAGACAUUCUUUUCUACAAUUUGUGUUUACUAUUUAACUAUUCUUAGGUUAUGAUAAUUGUUUUAUAUUAUUUUAUAAAAACAUAUAGACAGGGUUUGAGUUUGUGUUUUUUUCUAAUGUACUCUUUUUGCUAGAUGGACUUAUAUCUUACAUGUACCUAUGUCUACCAUGAUUAUAUGGUAAAUUUAAACGAAGAAGAUGAAAAGCAACAUAUGGUUGAUGUCUUGUAUAUCGCUAGACCUUCUAUUAGCACAAUACAAGAAGUAUCUUGUCAAGGGGAGAUUGUGGACGAUUAUCAUGAAUUGGCCGCAAAUAAUGAUUGGGGAAAGAGGAACAUAAUAGGGAUGCGGGAGGUUGGGUUGAGAGAGGCUGAGUUGGUGAUUGCAAUGGAUUCUGAAGGUGAUGGGUUUCUUUGUUUGAAGGAUUUGGUAAAGAUGACGAAGGGAGUAGAAGAUGGAAGGAAGGAGACGAAGGGAGAGGGAUGGAGAAAAACUGGGAUAGAUGGAUUCUGUUAGACAAAAAAUAAUGUGAUACACUGUUAGCUAGCUCAGUGUUUUUAAGGUUUAAUACCUAUUUUGGUUUCUCCUUUGGGAGGGUUUGUUCAAAGUGGUCCCUCCUUUUUUCAAAAGUUCACUUAAGUCCCACCUUUUGUAAAAACUGUUCAAAGUGGUUCUUUUUGCUAACAGCGUUAAUUUCCCUAACGGUAGAGCUGCCAGGUGUCUAACAUCUGAUUAUGUGGCAUUGUUAAUUGUUUUAAAAAAUCUUUAUAAUUGUGACGUGUAAAUUAUAUUAAUUAGGGUAAAAUAAAGAAAGGAAUUAGGGGUAAUUAGGGUGAGAAGAUUGGGGUAAUUGGAAUUCGAUUGUGAUUGGGAUUGGUAUUGAAAUUGGGGUCAGCUUAGGGUUCGUGGUUCGUGAGCACGAUUGAAAUUGGGUUCAAUCUUCGUCGUCAGGUUAGUGGGCGUUGUUCGUCAAGGUUCGUGGUUCGUCAAGGGAGGGUUUUUGUGCCGUGGUGGCUUUGUGUUCUUCUCUUCCGAAAACUUCGUUCAGUCCAAAGGCGGCGAAACACUUUGGUUCAUUCAUUCGAUGACUCCACACACUCACUACUCUAUGAAUUUGGAAACCUUUUUCCCACUCUCACCAUAUUCAUCUCUUUUCCUUUCUCCUUCGUCUCGUUCCCAUUCCAUUUAAAUUGAUGUUCCCUCCCUCCGUUUCCCUCGCCAAGGGACUCAAUUCUCUUCCCUCCCCUCUUCUUUCCCAACCCUCUCUCUCCGCCAUUUCAUCGAACAUGUGGCGUCACACUGCGAGACAAGCCUGUCGCGGUGUUAGCGUAAACUUCCACUCUCUUAGACUUAUCUCUUUAUCCCGUGCUUCCCUUUUCUCUCCCAGAACAAAUAUUUUGUCUAACUUAAAUACUUUGAUACUGUGUUAGGUGCGAUCAUUUUCAGUUUCGAUUAUGCGUUAAAGGGUUCUCUGGCGUUGCUGAGGCGGUUUCUUCUACCGACGUAAAGGAAGAUGGAACUGGUGUUGAUGAAAUUCAGCUUAGGGUUCGUGGUCUCAAUCUUCUCACCCUAAUUACCCCUAAAUCCUUCUUUAAUCCAAUCCUAAUUAAUAUAAUUUACACGUCACAAUUAUAAAGAUUUUUUAAAACAAUUAACAAUGCCACAUAAUCAGAUGUUAGACACCUGGCAGCUUUGCCAUUAGGGAACUUAACACCGUUAGCAAAAAGGACCACUUUGAACAGUUUUUGCAAAAGGUGGGACUUAAGUGAACUUUUGAAAAAAGAAGGGAUCACUUUGAACAAACCCUCCGAAAGGAGGGAUCAAAGUAGGUAUUAAACCUUUUUCUAAACACGAUUAGUUUUCAAGGACAAAAAAUUAAGGUUUUAAAAAAAAUAGGACUAAAAUAUACCUUACUUUUGACAGAUACACUAAAAAUAAAUUGUUUGAUAGUUUAAAAACUAAAAACAUAUUUAAUCCUAAUGAUUGUAUUUUUUUUAAAAUGAAAAAGGAAAAAACCAAAAAUGAUAGUUGUCUAGACAAUGCAAACUUCUAGAAGUUUUCUUUAAGGUCUGAACUGAACACAUUUUAAAGUUAAUACUGUUUGAUUUAGAAACGGAACAGUUGCUUCAAAAGAAACGGAACAGGGUAUUGGCAAGGUUCCCAUGUGAUUCUUCAACGGGCAGGGAACACGAAGCCGAAAAGGACGAAUUCAUCAACCUACAACCACGUAAAAACAAAAAAAAAACUGAAAAAAUUGAAAAUGUCAGUGUUUCCACACCAAACGACGCCGUUGUGAAAAGUCCGACGCAGAUUGUUAUGCGCGAGUGUCAACGUUGUUUGCAGUCUACUGCGUUCAACGGAAAAGUAAAGGACGCUCACGUCUCUUUUUCCAUCAACUAAUUUCCUAUUUAUUUAUUUAUUUAUUAUCUUAUUAUUUAUAUCAUUAUAAUACUAGUUCAAUUUCUAUUAAUCUUUUUCAAUUAUUUAUCAUACAGCUAUUCACACCGCCAUUGUCGCCAUUACUUUACCAUUUCAUCAUUUGAUCUGCUUUGAUUCUUCGUCUUCAAGCAGACGAAAGUCAUCUAAAAUCCCAAAUAAAAAAAGUGAGAUUGUUUUCAUUACAUAGUAUAUUAAAAGAAAAAGAAAAAGAAAAAA
Vigna radiata var. radiata (mung bean) is the source of this 2669-nucleotide messenger RNA. RefSeq lists its product as uncharacterized. The transcript is spliced from 2 exons. The record is from RefSeq and is a predicted model, not a curated record. The coding region runs from base 150 to 530 and encodes 126 amino acids. NCBI's taxonomy places the organism in Eukaryota, Viridiplantae, Streptophyta, Magnoliopsida, Fabales, Fabaceae.